Molecule: messenger RNA, 1875 nt
Organism: Durusdinium trenchii
Lineage: Eukaryota; Dinophyceae; Suessiales; Symbiodiniaceae
Source: the annotation of a GenBank genome assembly
GAAAGCAUCCUUAGCAUAAAUAAUUGAUUUUGACCGUGGCUCAUAUAUAUAUAUAUAUCGCGUGUAUAGUUGCCGAUGGGAGAUCGCUUUGACACCAGCCAUUUGGUCCGUUGGCCACUGGCGCCAUCAUGCUGAAACCCUUUUUUCAAAAAUAGAGAAAAGACAUGACAUGAUGGACCAUAAAGAAGCCGCCGUUUGGCGGGUGAUUGACCCAAAUGACCUCCCAACCAAUGAGACGAGCCAGUUAGCCCGUGGGCCCUUGCAGUGGGUUCCUGUCACCGAAUCAAGGCCAUCGCUAGUAGGUUGGAGGCCAUCUCUACCAGGCGGUUGGAAGCCAUCGCUUUCCUGCCUCCUCAACACCAUUUCAUAGGCUGUCGCUGGUGGGUUGGAGGCCAUCUCUUAUGUUGGAAGCCAUCGCUUUUCUCCUCAACACCAUUUCAUAGGCUAUCCGCCAUACCAUGAUCGGUCUCUUCGACAAUGCCAGUUUCCGCCAAGUUUCACUGAAAAGAAGAGCUACCAGUUGUCCCCUCCUUCCUUCCUUCCUUCCUUCCUUCCUUCCUUCCUUCGCUUGAUCUUCUUCAUCCUGAUGGAGGCAGCAUUUUGGGCAGCACCUGACCCACCACCGCUUCGGUAGAGCCCUGGACCACGGACAUCGGACAUCACCCGAUCUACACCAGCCGCAUCAAUCUACACCAUCCCAAUCAGACAAUCCAUGAGGCAAAGGCAACGACCACAGUCCUCACGCUUCUAUGGGAUUUUACAUGAUUUUACGGAGUGGUGCCAAGACAUUGGUAAUUAGUUUGAAGAGUUCCCAAAUGAUUCCAUUGUCUAUUGUCUGAAAAACCACUGGGACCUGGAUUGGAUAAGAUAUCAGAAGAUUCAAGAGCCUUACAACUCCAGAUUUGCAUUGAAAUCGUUUUGUUUGCUGUUCUGUUGCCAGCGGACUAGACUAUCCUGAAUGAUACGUUUGCGGUUGUCUUGAAUUUCUGCUGCGCAAAACACGUCCAUUGACGACCGUCCGUGCUUUGGAGUUGGCUGAAAGCAACCAGUCGUCCGACUGGGUCAUGAAGGGUCAAGACAUGGCUGGCACAUUCACUUUGACCGCUAAACAACUCUUGGUUGUUGUUUCAUGUGGUGCCACCAUGUGGGCCGGGUGACACCUGAAAACAUGCUCGAGAUGUCCGUUUCAUGUGGAUCAAGUCUUCCCACCCUGCGCGCGGUGCACCAUGGAACGACCGGGGCUUCCAGUAUGCAUCAUUACAGGUUUCCUGGGUGCUGGCAAGACCACCUUGCUAAAUCAUAUUCUUAACCAACAAGGCGAGACUGUGAGGCAUCAAGGCCAUUGCGUCCGCCCAAAGCUGGGUGGAGUCGACACAGGUGCUCGUGUGGCAGUCUUCGUGAAUGAGUUUGGCAGUGUGGACAUUGACGGUGACCUCAUUCGUUGGCAGGGCAAGAUUGAUGAAGCAAGGGUUGUCACCUUGGACAAUGGCUGCAUGUGCUGCGAAGUGAAUGCCGACCUCCAACGACAGCUACGGAAGAUCCUGGAGGCUCAGAAGAAGGCCCCUGAAAAGUUGGACUUGUUGGUCAUUGAGACCAGUGGUUUAUGUGAUCCGGCACCUGUCCUGAGCACGCUAGAACAAUUGGAUGAUUUGGCAGCUCAGCUGGGAACAGUGGUCACAGUGAUGGAUGCUAGCGACCUGUGUGAUCACGUACCUAAAUCGGCCCAGGCCUUAUCUUUGCAAGAGACCGCCGCCCAGCAGAUCAAGUAUUGCGAUCUGGUGUUGCUGAACAAGUGUGACUUGCUGGGUGGCAUGGAUUCAGAUCGUGUGGCAUUGCUUGAGGAGCGUUUCGCUGAAGUCCUCUCUAAGGUGCAGG